Messenger RNA from Brassica napus (rape), 510 nucleotides. RefSeq lists its product as uncharacterized. The record is from RefSeq and is a predicted model, not a curated record. Gene Ontology annotation, molecular function: nucleic acid binding; zinc ion binding. NCBI's taxonomy places the organism in Eukaryota, Viridiplantae, Streptophyta, Magnoliopsida, Brassicales, Brassicaceae. The transcript has a single exon. The coding region runs from base 1 to 510 and encodes 169 amino acids.
AUGAGACCUCCCGGAUCAGCACCAUUACCAGAAGCCAACAAGGCUGAACAAGAAAAGAAAGAUCCCAAAGAAAGCAACCACGUCUAUAAUGAAAGAAGAUCACACGGCAGAGGCCGUGGUGGGUACAAGGGACGUGGUGGCCGUGACAACUACUCAUACGGCCGUGGGUAUGGAAACCACAAUAACCGUGGUCGUGGUUCCAGUUAUGGCCGUGGAAGAGGCACUUUUGGCCGCGGUCAAGGCGGCAUAUCCAAGCCUUCUUACUCGACCAUAUCCAUUUGUCACAGGUGCGGGAUGAGUAACCAUUGGGCCAAGAAUUGUAGAACCCCUAAGCAUUUAUGUGAACUCUAUCAAGAGAGCCUUAAGAACAAGAACCCGGAAGCCCAUAUGGUUCAUGAUAACGGGUAUGAUGCUGUUGAUGAUUUCGACCAUGAAAGGAUGACCUUAUGGAUCAUGAGACUUCAGAUUGUCUUAAUAACUAAUUCGACAUCUUGUUUGAUUGUCUUAUGA